Molecule: messenger RNA, 799 nt
Organism: Guyanagaster necrorhizus
Lineage: Eukaryota; Fungi; Basidiomycota; Agaricomycetes; Agaricales; Physalacriaceae
Exons: 4
Coding region: 311-799 (162 amino acids)
Source: RefSeq, a predicted model, not a curated record
UCAGGACAGCCCAUAUUAUCGACGAAUUAUCUAUGUCACUUGACACCCUAUGCAGCUGAAUGUGAAGACGACUCCUUAUUAUCGCUGGUACGCAUUCUAAGUAUGCAAUCGCUUACAUCCCUUCAUUCAGAUUGACACUAUACAUGGAAGAACACAAAUUUCUUAGUCAAUAUCCGCUCAACAUGGAGCUCGCCGCAGUUUUAUUUCUCUCUGUUCUCCUCUUUUUUCACUGCCCAUCCAUCUCUGAUCCAUCUAUUUUCCUAGAUAUCUGGAAUGGCGUAAUAGCACAAUAGCACAACUUGUUCCAGGUAUGCCGUUGAGGAACGGUCCCGUGCUAGACGUCACAUCUCCGGACAUUUUUUGCAAUGUGAAUCUUACUCCCCCAAGAACAACUGUUCCCGUCGCGCCGGGAGCACUCUUGGAUUCAAUUACGAUGGUAUUUAUCAUCUGCCGCUAUAUAUUUAGGAUAGGCCUCAGGACCUCCUGUGGCAGAUUGGGGUGGGAUGGGUGUGGGGAGAGGUGGUACAAGCCAUGCCGCAGGCAUCCAGCGGGAAGAAGAAGCUCGACAUUGAUCAUCCGAUAUGAUAGCAGAAUGUUGACUACGACGCUUCCUGUGGACAUCCCUGUCGGUGAAAUGAAUCGUGUUCAAUGGUACAUCUCUUGUGCCCAAAUUUCGUCCAAGGUAUCGACACCAGGCUAUGUUUCCCCUGAUGAUCCGGGCAUUACCGUCAAUAUCUACUACCCUGUGCCGACAGCAUACACAAUAAGAGUUCGGUGGUUUGUGAGGCAUUUCAUUUAA